AUGAGUGCUUAUCUUUCGAGCCUAAUAGGGCGAUUGAGUGGAGAAGGACCAGUAUUCAGCCCCGCGGCGCCUUCCAAAGAGCUAAAAUCGCCCGAAAUUUCAACUAUCACGCUUUUCAAUCCCAAAUGGGCCUCAGGCGAGAACAUAGACGAACUUAAGCACCAGAUACUAUUUUUCGAAACAGAUACGGAUGUAACUGAGGCAAACGAGGCAAGCAAACGACAUGACUCACAGAAAGAAACAAACUCAGCUAACCAUACAAGAGAAACAGAAGAUGAGCACCAAUCUGGCUCAAACUCCAAUACUAAUGAUGUCACGGCCUUGAACAUAGUGGGGCUCCUUCGCGGGUCUCAGGCUCUUGCUGAUGAGUUAGGCGGUAGCUCGGAGCCGCUUGUGGUGCUGCUUUCUGGUGGGGCUUUCAUUGUGGAGGAAAUUGAGCAAGAUUUCUUUUUGGCGUGUUUUGUGGCUAUUCCACCCCACUUGAAACCACAGCAGGAGGCUGUGGUUGCCCAUGUACGAUGUAUCAUGGUCCAAAUUCACGCAGGGUUUUCGAUUCUUCAUCCUCCUAUUCAGAGACUUGAGAAACUCUUCGGACGACAAUGGUUAAGUGAUGUACUCCAACUGCACUGGAUGCUGUGGAGAAAUGCAUUCAAUGCUUCAGCUCGAAGCUCCUUUGGUCCCCUGCUGCUUGCAUGGCCCAAUCAAGUUAACCUGCAAGGCUUUUUAGGCAUGUUUCCUGGUGGUCACCAGCUUCUGGAUAUAGUAGUAUCGAGCAAGUUAAAGGCGUGUGUGGAUAGCAUUGUGAAAAGAGAGGCAGAUGAGGAAACUCAGAGAGAAACAGAAGGGGAAAUUGAGGGCGUACCUGAGGAAGAAGUAGAGGGAGCAGUAGAUGGUAUCGAACAAAAGACGCAGCAAAGCAUCGAUGGUCUUGAUCUGCUGAAAAGCAAUCGCCGAGAAACUGAAACGGGAUCGGACAGUGGAAUCAACAAUCUGGCCGUUCGCCCCUCUGCUGUUCUUCUUUCUCUCGUGUCACGACCUGAUCAUGAGCUUCCGCCCAAAUACAGGGGCCUUGCCUAUCUGACUGGUGAAUUGGCUCAAGAAGACAUGUGCCGUGUUGCUGCCUUCCUCCAAUUUCUCGCGUCACACAACCAGCUUGAAGAACCACUAUCACUUCAAUCUGUGAAAGAGAUGUUCUGUCGAAUGGAGAAAGAACUAAAGACUAAGCAUUCAGAACCAGAGGCUGAACCAGCUGCAGCAUCAGCCGCCAUUUCACCCUUCACUCCGACAUUUGCACCAUCCCUCGAUAGUUUGAGACCUGAAAAUCUUGCUGAUACACUAGUUCUGCCGUUCACGUAUUCAUUAUCAGGUCUUCGGAUGCUUGGCCAAGCAGUCAACGAACAAAUCCUGGCACCAUGGCGGACUGAGCAAGCAGCAGAACCAGAACCAGAGGCGGAACCAGAACCCGAGCAAGGAACUUUUAUCACAGGCGCCGACCAUGGGCAAUUCCUCAUCUAUCUAGGAUCAAGUGCUCGAGAGUAUCUGCUUGUGCUCUAUUUGCAUGGGUCAGCUCUUAUAGCUCUUGUGUAUGAGUCGGGUCUUCCAAAAUUAGGACUGCCAGAUUUCUACGAGGAAUUGAAGGAAAAGCUCAAUCUGGCAGCAGACUCGCUUGGGGAAUGUGUUACCCAGACGACGGGCCAAAAUAACCAUGUUUCAAGCACAACAGAUGGUGCAACAGAGAGCGAAGUAGAAACGAAUGGUUCGGAAACAAGUUCAAUCCAGAACCAGCAAAGUCUCAAUGCUAACACUGCGAUAACGACGCCUACAUCUGGACCUACGCAAAGCCCUUCAAAACAUUCGCCAGGCGUUUCUUCCGACAACGAUUUUUUCUAUUUUGUCUACGACAGAAUACAUCACAGCUACCAAAGCUCGCUUCCACCGUUGGAAAGCACGGCACUUUUCCAUCUCCACGAUCAGGUCAUAGACCAUUUUUUGAUCAAAAAAGGCGGCAAUGCAUUUGCUUCCACCGGGGCUGCAGAACACCUCCAUAAGUUUUCCAGCACGAAAACAAACGACUGGUUGUUCUACGUGGUGCGCCAAGAGCAGAAGUUCAUCUUAGUAAUACGAAACUACAAUCGACGGCGGCCACGAGAAAGUGAGCACGUGCGCCCUGCCACAAAGUCGUACGCCCAUCUUGGAUUCAUAGAUAGUCUAGGAGACGAUGUGCGUGCGUGGCUUGAACGGUUUGUUUAG
Messenger RNA from Clavispora lusitaniae ATCC 42720, 2250 nucleotides. RefSeq lists its product as uncharacterized. Lineage: Eukaryota; Fungi; Ascomycota; Pichiomycetes; Serinales; Metschnikowiaceae. The record is from RefSeq and is a predicted model, not a curated record.